AUGCCGGCUUCCCCUUCUUUCCCUUCCUCUGAUGGCAGAGGCAAAUGGAAGAGGCGGAAGCGCGAACCCCAGAAUCCCCGCAAACCCAAGCACGACGACUCCGACGACGACUACGACACCGCUACCCCACUCGACGAUGAAACCCACCUCGACCGUGAGGGUUCCGAGGACCCUACCCCCGUCAACCCUUUUGCUGCUACUCGCUCCUCCGCGGCUCCCGAUCCGGUCGAGGUGCUUGCUGACGGUGGGGUCCGGGUCUGCGACUUCCCUCCCGUCGUUAGGCGCGCCGUGAAUCGCCCGCACGCUUCCGUUCUCGCGAUUGUGGCUGCCGAGCGGGCCAACUUGCGCGGGGAGGCUGGCAGUGGUGGCGGCAGUGGUAGAGGGUCGCUCCCUAAUUUGGAGAAUUUGUCGUGUGGGCAGAUGGCGGCGUUGUCUGCUGUCCCUGCAGAGAGUGGUGUUGGUGGUGGGGAUCAGGAGAGAAGUGAUGGUGGUAAUGCUGCCUUUGUGGUAACGCCUCCUCGGAUUAUGGAGGGAAAAGGGGUUGUCAAGCGGUUUGGGAAUAGGGUUCUCCUGGUCCCUAUGCAUUCAGAUUGGUUCACACCUGCGACUGUGCAUCGGCUGGAGAGGCAAGUGGUUCCUCAUUUCUUCUCAGGAAAAUCAACUGAUCAUACACCAGAGAAGUAUAUGGAAUGUAGGAACCGCAUUGUUGCUAAAUACAUGGAGACUCCUGAUAAGCGGCUAACAGUUUCAGAUUUUCAUGAAUUGGUAGCUGGCGUCAGUGACGAAGAGUUGGCUCGAAUUGUUAGGUUUUUGGAUCAUUGGGGAAUAAUCAAUUAUUGUGCAGCUGCACCAAGACGUGAAUCUUGGAAUGUUGGAUCAUAUUUGAGAGAGGAUGCAAGUGGUGAGGUUCUUGUUCCGUCAGCAGCUUUAAAGUCUAUUGAUAGUUUAAUCAAAUUUGACAAGCCCAAAUGUAGGCUUAAAGCGGCUGAUGCUUAUUCAUCAUUGUCAUGUCAUGAUGAUGAUCCCGCUGACUUGGAUAACAGAAUUCGAGAGCGAUUAUCUGAAAAUUGUUGCAAUUACUGUGGUCUUUCCCUUCUCACUAUGUACUAUCAGUCACAAAAAGAUGUCGAUAUCCUACUAUGCUAUGAUUGCUUCCAUGAUGGUAGAUUUGUUAAUGGUCAUUCAAGCUUAGAUUAUUCCAAGGUGGAUUCGACAACAGAUUAUGGUGAUGUAGAUGGAGAAAGCUGGACUGAUCAAGAAACAUUACUCCUGCUUGAGGCAAUGGAGAUCUACAGUGAGAACUGGAAUGAAAUUGCCGAGCAUGUUGGCAGCAAGUCAAAAGCACAAUGUAUCCUGCAUUUUCUGCGUUUACCGAUGGAGGAUGGCCUUUUGGAAAAUAUUGACGUUCCAAGGAUUUCUAACUCCACUAGUGUAUCAAAUGGAGAUGACUGCAGUGGGCUGCAUUCGAGUUCAAACGGAUCCUGCACACUAGAUAAUGAUUCAGAAAGCCGACUGCCUUUUGCAAAUUCCGGGAACCCAGCCAUGGCAUUGGUUGCAUUUCUUGCCUCUGCUGUUGGUCCAAGAGUUGCUGCUGCAUGUGCUCAUGCAUCCUUGGCAGCAUUAUUCGAGGAUAGUAGGAUGAAUGCUGACCAAGUACAAGGUAGACAAGACAAUAAUAAUGGAGAAAUUGCAGAUUCAGUCCACCAAAAUGAAAUCGUGGCUGCUGCAUUAUCUGCCGAGAAGGUUAAAGCUGCAGCCAGAGCUGGUCUUGCUGCUGCUGCAACCAAGGCUAAGCUCUUUGCAGAUCAUGAAGAGCGUGAGAUUCAGAGGCUUUCUGCCAUUAUCAUUAAUCAUCAGUUGAAGAGGUUAGAGCUGAAGCUGAAGCAGUUUGCAGAGGUAGAAACUCUUCUAAUGAGAGAAUGCGAACAAGUGGAGAAGAUGAGGCAGAGGUUCUCUACAGAGCGAGCUCGAAUGAAGGCGACUGACGUGGGGUCCUCGCUGCCCAUGCCUCAUAUAAAUCGAGCAGGCGUUGAUCCUUCUUCCAUGCCAGCCAAUAACAUGGUCAACAACAUCAGACCACAGAUGAUGCCCACCGCAUCUUCUUCUCAGCCGAUUGUUGCUGGGUAUGGCAACAACAGUCAGCAGCAGCAGCAGCAGCAGCAAGUAGUCCAUCCGCAUAUGCCCUUCAUGCAACGAGGUCAAUCGAUGUUUUCCAUGGGGCCCAGGCUACCCUUGUCAGCUAUACAACCUUCGUCUUCAGGCGGGCAGGCCAAUGUCAUGUUCAAUGCUUCUUCUGGGAAUACGCAGUCUAAUAAUAAUCUUAAUCAAAUUCUUAGGUCUGUAUCAGGGCCUAGCUCUGGUCUAGGUUGA
Molecule: messenger RNA, 2370 nt
Organism: Linum trigynum
Lineage: Eukaryota; Viridiplantae; Streptophyta; Magnoliopsida; Malpighiales; Linaceae
Source: the annotation of a GenBank genome assembly